GACCCCACCUACGUUUCUGAAGCUGAUUGGACUCGCGCAGAUACACAGCUAUGAUUUAAUAGACAGAUAAGUGGACACAUCACUCUGUCCUCGCGGAUCUCGUCGCUGCACUGCUAUCCGUAUCAUCGUUUCGCUCUCACCACUAAGCAUCCGCACCCGGGCGCGCGCACGGUCUUCUCCAACUGUCUCUAACAUAAUAUUCAAAUUCGAAUAUUACCACGUCGGAAAACAGCUUGUCUAGGCUACAGGUGGUGUUAAGAAGAUGAAAAACGGAUUGUUGCUGGUGGCUCUGUUCCUCGUCAUGGAACUCCGCUCAAGCCAGUCUAGCUGCGAGGAGCCUGGUGCUGGGACGCUCAGAUCAACUGCUGACUCAGAGGAUACUCCAGGUCUUGAAAAGCUCAAGCGGACCAUUCUGAAGAGAUAUAACGACCUUGAUUAUGACAGCUUCGUUGGGCUGAUGGGGAGAAGGGGCGCUGAUAUUUAUGAACUACCUCCCUCUCCACAUAAAAGAGAGAUGGAUGAUGUCUUUGUUGGGCUUAUGGGCAGAAGAAACUUGGAACAAGGUAACAUGCGUCCUUUGAGAAAGGAGGCGUACCCCGAGACAAGAAGAGGAGGCUUAUUAUUUAAUAAGUGCAGACUGAGGUGUGUGUGUGUGUGUGUGUGUGAGGCAUUUGCUCUCCCAUAUCCUUUAGUAGACUCCAUGCAUUUGAUGCUAUGCAGGUUUCCAUGUAUGCCUUAAAUACAGUAAAUGUGUCAGCAUUAGCUCAUCUCUCUACGUAGUACGCUCUUAGACAAAAGGUGGUAUCUCCAACUUUAAAGGGUUCUUCGGCUGUCCCCAUAGGAGAACCAUUUGAAGAACUGUUUUUGGUUCCAGAUAGAWCCCUUUUGGGUUCAACAUAGAACCCUUUCUACAAAAGGUUCUACAUGGAACCCAAAAGGGUUCUCCUAUUGGGACAGCAGAAGAACUCUUUUGGAAGCCUUUUUUUCCUAAGAGUGUAGAAUACAUUGAAUAACAAUAAGUUAUCAAGUGCUUCAUAUUUCCUCAUGUUCUGCGUUGCAUUAAGCAAUACUAGAAGCUUUAAAAACACAUUCAUGAAACUUUACUGAUUAUAAAUGUAUUACUAUAUAUCCACUGUUAUUGU
This is a messenger RNA of Salvelinus sp. IW2-2015, 1142 nucleotides long. Lineage: Eukaryota; Metazoa; Chordata; Actinopteri; Salmoniformes; Salmonidae. The record is from RefSeq and is a predicted model, not a curated record.